Messenger RNA from Triticum urartu, 1595 nucleotides. Lineage: Eukaryota; Viridiplantae; Streptophyta; Magnoliopsida; Poales; Poaceae. The record is from RefSeq and is a predicted model, not a curated record.
UUUUUGACAAUAGUGCAGUGUCAAAAACGCUCUUAUAUUAUGGGACGGAGGGAGUACCUAUUAUUGACUGCAUGGAAUGAAUCAUGUCAAACUUCAGCAACGUGGAUUACCUUUUCUUUUCUGGUAGAAAUUUUAGGUUCUUAUGACUUGUAUCUAGUCACUUGUCAAGUAUCGGUGCUGUGCAAUAUGAACCACAGAAACUGCGCUUCCUUUUCCUUUGUUUGUAUUUCUUGUUACACGGAGGUGCAUGUAGUCCACCAAUGGUGAGUAGUUUUGCAGAAUACAGAAAAUUACGUUGAGCAUUAGAACUGUUUUUUAUGCCUAUAAUGAUCCAACAUUUUCUCCUGCACUUAACUUCUCCGUUUUGGUACCAAUGCAACCUGACAUAGGGGCGGAUCCUGCUUUUUUUAGUUAAAGAAGGGAAGUUACAACUAAUCAAAGCGAAGGAAACCAAAGGAGCUGUUUAUUCGCUUAAAUCAUUCAAUGGGAAAUUAUUGGCUGCUAUUAAUCAGAAGAUCAGAUUGUACAAGUGGGUGCAGCGAAAUGAUAGGUCACGUGUACUACAAUUUGAGUGUGCCCAUGAUGGCCACGUAUUAUCUUUGUAUACUCAAACACGUGGUGAUUUCAUCUUGGUUGGAGACAUGAUGAGAUCAUUAUCGUUGCUGAUAUACAAGCACGAAGAAGGCAAGAUUGAAGAGGUGGCUAGGGAUUUAAACACAAACUGGAUGACUGCAGUUGAGAUGCUGGAUGAUGAUAUUUAUAUUGGUGCAGACAAUUGCUGUAACCUGUUUACCGUGUUCAAGUCCCCAUAUGGGUUCCUUGAGCCCGUUGGGGAGUACCAUCUGGGGGACGUGGUGAAUAGGUUGCAUCACGGUUCUCUGGUUAUGCACCACGCAGAUUCGGAGACAGGCCAGUUUCCUUCAGUCAUCUUUGGCACGGUCAAUGGCGCCAUCGGUGUGAUUGCCUCCCUUCCAUAUGACCUAUAUGCGUUCCUAGAGAAGCUGCAGUCCGUUCUUGUGAAUUUCGUCAAGGGUGUUGGUAACCUUAGCCAUGCAGAAUGGCGGUCAUUCUGUAACGCCAGGAGGACCAGUUCUGCCCGGAACUUCGUGGAUGGUGAUCUGAUUGAAUCUUUCUUCAGUCUGAGCCCAAGCCAGAUGGUGGAGGUUGCGUGCGCGAUGGGUGUCCCUCCGGUUGAGCUGUAUAAGCAAGUGCAGGAGUUGACCAAUCUACACUAGUAAUAAGUAAUAAGCAUAGCAACGUACAGUACUCUAGCUGCCUACCAUCAUGUAUAGCUCUAGUGAAUAUUCCUACUAUUAACUCGUUGCCAGCGUGGUACAGUAGAAUAGAUGCAUGCUAAAGGUGAUAUUUCCAGUUCUGGGCCCAACUUCAUGGCCGCUCAACUGCUGGUAACCCAGUGUUGUAGAUGCAGAUAACAGCCUUCGGUCUAAUUACUUCCUUUUUGCUUUAUUAUUGGAGAGAAAUUUGGUUGUAGCUAAGGAGAUUGUACAUUUGGUUACCCUUCUGAAGCAAAGUCAUACAGUUGUAAACAACUCUGUUCGUGUGAUGCAUCGGCCAUCGGGUGAAAACUUAUGGGU